AUGCUAGGCUUUACAUAUGCAUGGACCUCUAUGUCUUACGGAGAGCUCAUCAUAAACCAGGAUCCUGACAAUACCCCUGGAACAGGGCCUAUUUGGCUUGACGAUGUGGCUUGUUUAGGCAAUGAAAGUUCUCUUACCGAAUGCGGUCACAAUGGCUGGUUAGUGCAUGACUGUGAUCACGUGGAGAACGCUGGAGUUUUGUGUGCUAAUACACCAAGGCCAGAUAAUAUAGCAGCAAGUACGGUUAACCCCAGUAAUAAGGCUGCUCGACCAACCUGUAAGUUUUUCUGUGAUGAUCAUCACUCUUUAUUGUAGCCACAUUGAAAAAGAAAAAUUUUUUAAAAUAUGUAGCUAAGUGGCAAAGAUUUGGUCCGGUGGUUGACCCACCAAAGCUAGAAUGUAUUUUUUGGCAGUAUCGAUGCAAUAGGCCACUUCCGAGUUCCAAAACCCCUCACUUUCAAAAUGAGGCUAGGUGCACAAACUUUCUUGUGCAAAUGAGUUUUAUUUGCAUGAGAAUGAAAAAUGAUUUCCAUAUCAAAGGCUGAGUACCUACCCUCGUUUUGAAACAGAGGCCCGGGGGAAAUCUGUAAUGGUCUAUUAAAUUAAAAGUUGACAAUUUUGUCAUUUAAUGUGUCACACGUGUCGCACUUUUAAAGACAAAAAAGAUGGUCAUACUCUCUAACACUUAAUGAAAAUUAGGACUUGUUUGCGUCAGUUCAGUGUAUAGCCUAUAACUAUUCAAACUCUCGCGUUUAAAAUUAACGAGACAAUAAUUUCAGUCUUAAAAGCGUGAAAUCAACCUUUAUGUAUAUUCACAAAAAAAAACCAAAUUUGCUUUGUCGCUGUAUUGAGUUUCCAAUGGAUAUUUACCGAUAAACUUACAGCACCGCAUCAUAGUUGCUAUCGCCUUCCCUUAAGGCAAGAGCCACAAAAAAACAACAACGCCAUUGGAUUUCAAGUUGUGUUAGUGGCUUGGUAAAGGUCUGUAAGGCGACUGGACAAUAAAGGUUAAUGUCGUGAAUUUCGGCUCAUGUAAUAAUUCUUCUUUUAUUUACUUUUUUCGCAGCUGUUCAGGUCCGUCUUGCCAAUGGAUCAAAUGAACGUGAGGGGCGUGUUGAAGUUUUCUACAAUGGUGCAUGGGGAACUGUAUGCGACGACGACUUCGAUAUCCGUGACGCUCAUGUCAUAUGCCGAAUGAUGGGUUUUCCCGGGGCGUUAUCCGUGCAGGGUGAAGGAGGACGAUUCAGUGCAGGAAACGAGAGCCAACAAAUAGUGCUGGAUGACUUAUUUUGCAGUGGACACGAGGCGUCGAUUGCUGAUUGUUCAUUCAGGAGAUGGGGAACAAGCAAUUGUUAUCAUGAAGAGGACGCAGGGGUAAUUUGUCAAAAGAAACGUAAGUAUUGUUUACUUACUUUAAAAGAAUACUCCAAGGCCUAUAGCAAACCCGAAACUUUUCAUGAGACGAACCAAACUCUAAAUUGGAUCGACCUAAACUGAAUUAAGAUCCUCUGUUGGUUCAGACGUCGAGCUUAGGACGCAUCGAACGAAUCAACUGAAUCAGACCAAAAUGCAAUUUUAAUGAAUUUCUCCCAAGUGAGGCUAAAUGCAUUAUCAUACAAAUGUUUAAUUUAUUAGUUUAGUUAGUCGCAUGUAAGAUCAACGUUCAUCCGUCCGAAGCAGAAGCCAUAGAACGUGUUGGACGAUCCAAACUAAUUCAGACGAACUUGACUGAGCCAGACGUCGAACUUUCCGUAAACGUAACUCAUUAACUCUGGUUCUUUGGUUCGUCUCAUGAAAAGUUCGACGUUUUGCCUAGGCCUAAGGAAAAACGAGUUUCUUGAACAUAUUCGCCAUAAAAUAGUUCCCCAAAACAACGUAAAGAAAGUAGAAAACACUGAUCAUACCUAUACAGAGAAACGAAUAUUCGCGUUUUUAUGGUCACCUUAAACUGUUCGUACAUUAUUUUUCAUGCGAAUGAACAGCUCCGAUCGUCCGAUUACGUGAUGGUGACAAUACGUUUGGCCGACUGGAGAUUCUGCACAAUGGAACUUGGGGCACAGUUUGUGACGACCAUUGGGAUAUCAAAGACGCCUCUGUAGUUUGUCGAAUGCUUGGCUUCAGCUACGCUUGGACUGCACUUUCUUUUGCUCAUUUGAUGUUGCAAAAUGAUCCAGCCACUCAUCUUAUUGGAACUGGUUUUAUAUGGCUUGAUGAUGUUGCUUGCAACGGCAAUGAGACUUCUUUGACCGAAUGCAGUCACAAUGGUUGGCUGGUGCAUAACUGCGAUCAUCGUGAAGAUGCUGGAGUUUUAUGCGGUAACUCACCAAGACCAAACCAUUUACCUGAAGAAAAUGUAUUCAAUAACACUUACAGCAAGCCCGCAGUGACACCCUGUAAGUAGGAAAUGUAACACACACAUCUUAAAAUUAUCUAAUGCGAUUCACUCCCUUUCUAAUAACCGUUAGUUACACGUUCUUUGGACGAAAAAAUUCACAGUAGACUUGAAUGUAAUUAGUAAAGUCAGGAAUUAAAAUCUUCUCUGCUUUUUCAUUGUCAACCUGUCUGCGACGUAGCAGAGUAGAGACGGAAUGGAUAACGAACCAUAACCAGGAACUUGCUUUGUACAUAUCAUUACCAAUUGUUUUUACAAAUUCUCGUUGACGUAAACGCUGCUUACAAGACCUAGGAGACAACAUAAUUUCACCUUAAAACACCAUUUUUCUUUUUUUUUUUUUUAAAGAAAAGAGGUUUUGAUUGCUAGGUGAUCAUGAUCGGCCUCAUCAUCAAAAAUGAAAAACUUUUUACCUUGUCUUCUCAAUGAAAUACUAACAGCACUUGCUUGCCAAACAGUUUCAAUUUGACAAAACGAUUCCAUUUGGUCUGGUAAAUAUGAGAUUAGAAUUAAUUUUACGCAAGUGAAUUGUUGACAUUUUGGCUUAACACAAAUGACCUUUAAGUAAAUUCUAUUUCAUCUGAUGAAUCUGAUUCUAGACUUCAGUGUGUCUUAAUAAUUUUUUCUAGCUGUUCAAGUUCGCUUGGUUAAUGGAUCAAGUGAUCGAGAGGGCCGUAUUGAAGUCUAUUACAAGAGUGAAUGGGGAACUGUCUGCGAUGAUGAUUUUGAUAUCCGCGAUGCAGAUGUUAUUUGCCGGAUGAUGGGUUUUCCUGGUGCCAUCUCUGCGGAGAUAGAAGGCAGGUUUGGUGCUGGGAACUCAAGCCAGCGAGUACUGCUGGAUGACCUUUGGUGCAGUGGACAUGAGAGCUCCGUUGCUUCUUGUUCAUUUCGUGGAUGGGGAUCACAUGACUGCGAUCACAGUGAAGAUGCUGGUGUAGUGUGUAAGAACAAAAUUCCAGGUAUGAAUUGAUACCAUUCCAGAAAAUGUGUUCAGAUGAAGUGGUUUCGAAUUGAUCAGACACUUUGUCAAUCUUUGGGCAAAGCUUUUAUGCAACUAGGCAUCCAGCAGCAAAUAACUGUUUUGAUUAACUGUUCAGUCAUUUUCAUGAUUUGGAUUGAGAAAAUUAUACAGGAUGGUUGUCAAGUUGCUUUCUAACUAUCUGACUAAGUCGAAUUAUUUUCGAGUCGGAGGUGCUUUUUCUCCGAGGAUGAGUGGCAAAGAGUAAACUUUUUGAUCAGUAUUUUUUGGUACUUUCUCGUCCAGAGUUUACAUCUUUCCAUUGAAAUUUUGCGAAUUCCUCCUUUACUUCUCAGUCAUUAUUUCGAAUAUUUCGUCUCUGCGUAGCAUGUAAAGACGUACAGAACUCUCUGGAAUUUUUCAUUGACAAACAGCUGAGCUGAAUGAACCGGCUUAGCCGCAGAACUGUUGUAGUGGCUGAGAGGUGCGUCACAUACGAAGGGUCUAUUUAGAAUGCUUUGGCUGCGAAAUGCUGGGUGUUUUUGAUAAGUGGUCACCUGCUGAAGCUAGUCGCUUACGAGACUUGGUGGCUUAUGGAUGUUUGACUCUAUCAUAGGUUCCGUUGUUGUCCCCGGUUUCGGCCCUUUAGAUUACAACCUGCUUCAAAGUAAAUAACAAUAUUAAAAUUGCUUUUAAAACGUUGGUUGAUUGAAUUACAAUCUUUCUACAGAGAUUCACAUCGAGAUCCAGGAUGACAAACAUGGUUUCCCCAAUCAGGGCCGUGUGUAUCUUUACUACAGUGGCCAGUGGGGGACAAUAUGCGAUGAUUCGUGGGACAUAAGGGAUGCAAAUGUGGUGUGCCGUAUGUUAGGGUACCCAAGAGCUAUUGGCUUCACGACAAGGUCCAGAUUUGGUGGUGCUAGAGAUAGUGAGUCUAUAUUAUUGAAUGAAGUAAAUUGCAGUGGAACGGAAGACACCCUAGCAAAGUGCCCACAUGCUGGCUGGGGAGUCAGUAACUGUAAUCAUACCAAAGAUGCCGGUGUCAUUUGUGACUAUAACUACACAGUAAAUGCAAAAGGUGAGGUUACGUUUGCAAAAUAUGCAGAUUUUUUGUAAUAAACCACUACCAAGUGUGAAUUGCUUAGUGUCUUUUCUCUUAACGAGACGAUUCGUUUCCCACUUCUCAGUUCGACUCCUCCUUUUCUACAUAUUGUUUUAAAAACUGAAUUGGUAACGAGGGGUAAGUAUAAACGCAGCCAUUUUUUCGGACCGCUGACCAGGUGGAGUCUUCUACCUUAUCUUCGCUGAAGAAUAGUACCUGCUGUUGCUAACUUAUACAGUGAUGGAUUUCUUCUGCUCGCAAAAGCGCGAUGUGACUCCUUUACAAUUUUCUUUUUAAAAAACUGGUGUUCGAAUACCUCCUUCCCAACAGACGCAAGUUGUGAUUUUGACACGUGGUAUUGCGGGUGGGAUAAUGGUCCUGGUGAUCCAGCAGACUUUAAGUGGAUCCGACAUAUAGGUCAUACACCUUCUAAGGACACUGGACCUUCAAGAGGUCACGGAGGGACUGGUAAGUUGCAAUUAUUAUAAUAGGCCAUUUCCGAGUUCCAAAACAUCUCACUUUCAAAACGAGGCUAAGUGCGAAACCUUUGUUGUGAAAAUGAGUUUUAUUUCCAUCGUAAUUAAAAAUCAUUUUCAUAUCAAUAGCUUCGCACUUAGCCUCGCUUUGAAAGUGAGAUUUUUCGGAACUCGAUUAUGGCCUAUUUAAAACAUAAUAAUGAUUUGAGUAUAAUUGUCUCAGUAAAUUUAAAGAAUGGAUAAGUCAAACUAAAUUUUCCAAUUUACAAAAUUUUUUAACUGAUCUUUAAUGUACCCUCGAUGCUUUAAAUUUGACGCCUGUAAGGCGCUUACUCUGUCUUCAAGACCUAUGUGGCAAAACACCCGGUAGUAAGGAUGAGUUACAUAUCCUUUCCCAGGGUCCUAGUUGGAAAAUUUCCUAGAUCAUAGCUUAUUCUCCUUCAUAGGUCUAAAAUGAACGUGUUUUUUCUUCUAAGACAAACAAUUUCAUAUUUUUAAAUCAUCUUCAUGUAUCCUCUUACUUUAGGGCACUACUUUUAUAUAGAGGCAACAGGAAAUAAUUUUAAGGUAGCCAGACUCGAAACGCCAUGGAUACGAGGCAACGGAAACGCCACAUGCAUGGUUUUCUACUACCACCUUUAUGGACAGUCGGUUGACACUCUUAAGGUGAAAGUUCGAGAUCAGGUCUUGUGGCAAAUAUCAGGUAGUCAAGGAAACGAUUGGUACAAAGCCACAGUGCCCCUUGACUUUCACGGUACAUACAAGGUACGACGUAGUAAAAAGAAUAUCUACUUAGCUUAAAGCAGACUAUAGGUAUAUUAUUCUGAGAACAGGUUCUACAGUGGAGUUUAUAGCAAAGAAUAGCCGAGAAGGGCAAAAAAAAAGGGAUGACGUGUCUCUCCCCUUCUCGUCACGAAAUGUUUUCCCGCGGGCCUGUUGGUGAUAAAUUUAUCAAUUAAAGAGUGACUGAGUGAGUGAAUGAAUGAACGAACGAACGAACGAACGAAUGAAUGAAUGAAUGAAAUGGAUGGAUGGAUGGAUGAAUGAAUGAAAAAAUAAAUAAAUAUAGGGAUGGAUUCAUGGAUGAAUGAAUGGGUGGAUUAAUCAGUGAAUCAAUCAAUAAUAGCAAAUCUUUAAUGUCUCCUUGAUUUUGAGAGAAUGGUUAAAAUAAUCUGAUAUUGUGUAUUGACACUUUUUGCAGGUAACAUUCGAAGGUGUGGUUGGUCUUGAUGCCUUCAGUGAUAUAGCUAUUGAUGAUGUAGAGUUUCAAGAAAACACGGCGUGCGCUAAAACUGCUGAAACCCUAGGUAAAGAUUUAAUUAUACAAAUUCAGAAUGAAGCAAGCAUACUUAAAAAAAAUCAAUUAGACAGUAUAACAACGAACUUUGGCUCACGUACGUAGGGGCCUAAACCUUCACCGGAGUGUUUUCUUUAACACUUUGGAUGCAAUCACUCCUGCAAAAGGUGUAUUCUCAUCGAUGCAAAUUACUUUCCAGUUCCGUCUAGGAUCGUAUCGAUCUCUCCAAGUCAAGGCGCUAAACUUGGUGGUACUGUGACGUUAAUUUGCAUAGCGACUGGGCGGCCCAUCCCUCAGGUCAUGUGGAAGAAAAACGGCCGUGUUCUUCUCGAGGGACAAUCGUCUGUCAACAUCACUAUCUCCAACAUUUUACAAGCAAAUGGGGGAGUGUACGAAUGUGUGGCAACUAACAUUUUGGCAAAUGACAUGGAAACAACAGCAAUUAAUAUUGAAGGUGAGAACGAAAAUCGUGCUUUAUGAGGAAUACAUUAAGAUUAUGCUUUUGUUUAAUAUGGAAUCCCCUGACAAGAACUUUUAUUAAGGUUAUGUAAUGGCGCCACAGCCAUUUUUGCUUAUUUGGUGUUCAUUACAUACACUGACUUUUCAGAAAUUUACGACCUCGAUUACGGUAAACGGCGAAAAUGACAUUCAAGUUGAACAUUCUGAAAUUGAGAAAUACGAAUAUAAAAACUGUGCAAAAUAAUUCCCAUAAAUGAAGCUUUUUAAAAACUACUUACGUUUAUAGGUUUAGCUGAGUCGAUAGAGGAGCGCUCGACUGCGGACUUUUUCGGGUUCAAUACCAGGAGACCAACGCCUACUGGGUCUUAAAGAAACUAAGAAUUAUAGUUAAAUAUUAAAGUUACUGCCAUUUUCUCUGUAAAGUAUUAGACCUUAGCGUUGCCUAAAUAACCACAUGACAAAUGUAGAAAUGACGGUCCCUUCGUCUAGAAAUUACUUCUCGUGGCAAAACAUUGACACUUUGUCAAGCAUUUUUUUUUAUUUUGUUUUUCUCUUGUUAAAGAAGUUUUAACUUAAUUUAACUUAAUUCAAUUGCAUUUCGGAGGAGCGUUCCAUAUACAUUCUAAGUAUUUUAACAGGGAAUGGGCGUGUGACGUAAAAACCUCUCGAAUCGGCAGUUAUGAGACACAGUUUCUCACAACGUCAUCCGAAAUCAUUUGAUGUAAGUUACGAAAAACAUACUAACUUUGACAACAACAAAAAUUUAUUCCGUUUUUAAAAGAACAAUAUUAGUCGCUUCUAGUAAUAUAAAUGAAAGGAAACUUGUUAUUAUGUGAGAAGUUCAAAGUUUAGAGGAGCUUAAAACUCAGCCUCCAUCUUGGCCAGCUCACCGCUGAGCAUCACCGCUAACUUUUUUGACGUCAUCUUAACACUUAAUUCAAUCCCUAGAGAAAUUGUAUCCCUCCCUGACUCUUACUCAGGCGGAAUAGUGAUCACAUUCAUUACUUCUUGCUUUAUUUAGGAAGCCCAAAAGAAAUCAAUUUCACGGCCAACACUUCUUACAACGUUGCUGCUCCGGGUGACUAUGUUUCCCUAAAAUGCUCGUCUGUUGGAUUUCCUGAACCUGUUUGUCGAAUUUACUUCAAGGGAAACAUGCUUGGCAUCAAUGGAAGUUUUCAUGUCAUUCAGAACUUUGCGGAAGGAGAUCAGGGCAAUUAUGUGUGUAAUUGUUCAAAUGUAGCUGGUGUUAAAGAAGCUUACUUAACACUUACUCUCUAUGGUAAGUUAAAAGGAGUUUGAAAUAUAAACUGGAUAUCGGAUGAACUAAUUCUUGGAUAACUGAUUCUUGGGGCAAAAAGGUUGAAGCUUAAAGCAGUCCUUAUGAGCCUCAAUUACCCCCCCCCCCCCCGACAAAGUAUCAAGUGAUCGCUCACAGGGGCCUGAAAAAGCGAUAUACCCACUGAACAGAAUAGAAAUAGGAUAAUAUUCACACCCCUUAACUCACUAAUCUGUUUUGACUUUCUUUAAUUAAUAAGGCAUCAUUCAAUAGAACAACUGACGCUGUUUUUAUGGAGCUUCGCCUAGGAAAUUUUUGCUUUCUGAUAACUGAUUACAUGGCAAACUUAUUGCUUAGUCAGAAGUUAGCGAUCUGAGCAGUCCUUAACGGGCCAGUUAUUUAAACCUAGUUUAACCGCGUUCAAAGCCAUUUUCAAUUUGCGCCACGGUUUUAUCUAAACACCAUUUUAUUGUGGACAGUUUUAUGAAAGCAUACAGAGUAGACAAGAAAAAAGUAUUUAUCUUCUUAAAAUAACCCUCUAAGGAAGAGAUCUUGAGGUCCAAAGAUUUGUUAAACGGCCGCUUAAGUUAGACGCCUUUUAAAUAAUCGACCCGUUAGCUGGGUUAAAGGUUACUGACAGUCUAUUGAAAGUAUACUUCUUUAUUCAAAGUAGACAAAACCAAGACAAAACUUCGGGCAACGAAACCCCCCUAAUAUCAGAAAAAACAAACAACUUAAGUUCUAACUUUGUGGUUCUUCACUUUUUAUAGAUUCGCCAAAAAUACAUGCCAUUCUUCCAGCUUAUCAGUUGGUCAACGAAACAGACAGUUUUGAGAUCUUUUGUAACGCGACAGGGAACCCUCCACCGGCGAUAAUAUGGAGAAAAGUUGGCGACGGUAGCAAAGUGUUUCCUGUAGGGAAAACACUUAGAAUACUCCAUGCUGAUAAAGCGGAUUUUGGUACCUAUCAGUGCACAGCAGUCAGCCCGCGGGGAGAGAAUAUAACCUCUGAAGCAUCAGUUGACCCUGACAAUUGUAAGUUUUAUGUUAAUUUUUUGAAUAAAGAACCAAAUGUGUUUGAAAAAUAUACGACUCAAUUUUUAGAGAAAGGUAUAAACUAAGUGUGCUCUACUAGCAAAGAAGGGAUUUGGGCUCUGGGUGGGUUUCUUUAAGUAUGGUCUGGGGACGCUAAACAACGGUGCAAUUGGGCCAGUUUCGAAUAAUCAAAAUUCAUAGUUGAUUGUGAGGGAAAUAUAACAAAAUAAAUUGCAUUGAGAUUUUAUCCAUUUCCUUGUUUUACCCACCUCAGCCCGGGAGCCAAAUAGGAAUUAAAUCUGUCUCUUGGGUAAUUCAUGAAUUACAUUUGAAUGUGAGAACUGUAUAAUUUCUCAAGGGUAAUUACUUGUAAAUAAAACAAUAUAUACCUCCCCCGAUGCUCACGUUAUCUUUGCAUUUUUGAGAGGUAUAAUUACGUAAUUUGGUGUAUAUCAGGGGUAUAAUUAUGUAUGAUUAUGUAACUAUAGUCGAUCGUCAUACUAGAGAACGCCAGAGAUGUCAUGUUAGUUUUUUCUUGGUUCUAAAAAAAAUUGUUUUUCCUUUAUUAAAGUCUCUCCAGAAAUUAACCACGGACCACAGAAUCGCACUGUCAUAGAAACAGACAGAAAAAACGUCACCAUGUUCUGCAAUGCCACAGGAAAACCAGCGGUGAGACUGUCGUGGGUGCGAGUGAAAGACGGAGCGACACUUGCUUUUGGGCAUACUCUAUUGAUCACGGCUGCUGACCGUUUCGAUCGUGGGGAAUACAGAUGUGUAGCGGAAAAUGGUGUUGGAAAUUCCGCGACUAAGUCCGCCAAUCUCGAUGUUCAAUGUAAGUUUUUGUCCUAAACUUCUAAAAGCUUAGGUACGAUACAUUAGUUGAGAUGAAUGCAAGCCAAAAACUGACAAUAAAAUGUUUCAUUGCAAAUAUAGCCUCUUUGCAAGUUCCCAUAUUCCUCUUUUUGAAAUUGAGUCCUGCUAUACAAACAUUUUCAUAAAAAUGAGUUAAAUUUACAUGCUAAUAAAAAUUACUCGCAUAUAAAAGGACUGGUUCUAUAAGACUUACUUUCAAAGUUUAUUAAAAAUAAUUCGGAAAGUGGGUGUUAUACUCUGGUAUUUUUACUUUUAUUUUCUAACCUAUAAUUUUAAUAAUUAUUUUAUUUCUUCUUCACUUUAGAUCCACCAUCUUCCACAACGCUCAAAACAAAUAAACGGAAUCCAGUCGUUCUUGGUAACGAUCAAAUUUCACUGACUUGUGAUACAGAAGCUAACCCUCCGGCCAGUCAGUACCGUUUUUAUCGUGAGGGUGUUUACAUUGGAACGAGUCUAAUAGGAACUCACGUGAUAACGAAGGCCAGGCACUCUGACGCAGGAACAUAUGACUGCGUACCUAUCAACCUCCUGGGGACUGGUGCUAACAUCUCUGUUACGAUCGCUGUGAUAGGUCGGUAACUUAAUCCUGGAUAAUUCACAAGUUGUCAUGAGAUACUAUUUGAAUUAGUCAUUAUAUUCAGAUAAUUCAGUCUCUUCGAGAUGUACAGUGAAUAUAUUCCGUGUUGUACAUAUCUCUGGAGCAGUUUUCGUUCUAAAGCAGCCAACAUAAUAACGAAGAGUGUGAUCAUUGCUCGUUACUUUUGCGCUCUCGCUGGAUUACCUGUCCCUUUCCUCGGCCAGUCUAGACCUACUGUCAUUUUCGGGCUUAUUGAACGCAAAAGACCCGCCUGUUGGUCCUUUGCCACUCAAAUGAGGUGCGGGCUCGAAAUACUCUGUAGAUGAAAAUGUAUAGAGUAUCUGAAAAAUAUAAUUUUGAAUUCAAAUAUACGUACAGUCAAACCCCGCUUUACAGACAUCACAUUAUUAUGGACAGUUUCCUUUGUCCCUGGGUACAGCCGCGAAGCCGUGCCGACGCAUCUUUGACUGCUCCGCCUUUGUUGUUGACUUUGACUUUGGCUUCAAAUACACUAUUCAGCCAUGCCUAAUGUGACUAGUAAGCUAUUUAAAAAAGGAAACAGACAGCUCUCAAUAGAAAAUUCCAGUGGCGUAAUUACCUUUAAGCCAUUGAGCCCGGGCUUAACAAAAAAUUGGGUGAAAUUGAGCUAAUAGGCGGCGUGAAAUAGACCUUUCUAGCUUGUAUGUUUUGUUUUCCCAUUUCAGAACGCGUGAUGGUUUCCCAGAGAACUGAUUCUUUCAAAUGUCGUCCUAUGAACGUACAUCCAUGGAAUAAAUUAUUUAUGACAAGAAAAAGGCAAAUUCACUAGAGAACGUCAUGCGGUCUGAAUAUACAGGCUAAAAAUUCAGGCACGUGAACCAAUUUGUCGCGGUGAUGGGCUUGCAAGAUACGCACAUAAUUUACUGGGAAAACCAUCUUGGUUUUUCAAGUAGAUUCGACGUAGAGGGGUCUCCUUUGGUUUCUUUGAUCAUCUGCUUGAAUUAUGUUUACUCUGUAUUGAUUAAUGAAUGAAUAUCCUUUCCUUAUACAUGAUCAAUAUUAAAGCAGUAAAAUGAUUGAGGGGUCAUGAUCGUUGAUCGUUGUUAAAACGCAACUUCCAACAAACCAAUCCAUCCCAAUGGUUUCUUAGUUUACUUUACUUUUAUUUACUGCGCUGAAUUGUUUAUGGGUCAGUGUUAGCAUGGCCUGCUAAUAUGUCCUCAACAAGCCCAUUCAGGACUCCUGCAAAUUGGGCUUAACAACAAAAAAUGACUGGCUACGCCUCUGAAUGUUUAUGGUACACAUGUGGUGUAUCGUUAAUAAUAGAGCAAUGAAUAUGUUACCUUUUUCCUUUUAGGUGCCUUCUCAAUUAUAAAUUCUCCGCAAAACACGACUAUAACUGAAAACGGAAGUGCUACAUUUUUCUGUAAUGCUACUUCCUAUCCUCCAUAUCAGUACGUUCGCCCUCACAUCACGUGGGAAAAGCUUGGAGACAGUAGCAAAAAGUUUCCGUCAGGAGAGCAGCUUGUUGUACAGAAUGUGGGUCAGCAUGAUAAAGGAACGUAUGUCUGUAAGGCCGAGAAUGACCUGGGAUUGCCUGAUACUGCAGCUGCCGUACUGGAUGUAUUACGUGAGUACCUACCUUUUGUGGGUCAAAUGAAAAUGUCCAAAAUUGCGGAUUGUUUAUUACAUAUCUCAAACCGGACCUUAUAAUCGUCGUUGUUUUUGAUGUUGCUAUAUUGGCCAGUUUGUAAUUAAGUUAAGCCAUCUUCUGUUAAGCCAUCUGAUGAUCCCGGUUAAAAUCUCCGUUCGGAAAAAAGACCGGGUGGAAAUGGGAUCUAUUUGUGAUGAAGAAAGCACAGGUAUAAUUGCUGUUGAGAUACAACAGGCUCAUUUUUAAGAAGGACUGUUGGACAUGACCAAAGUAAAUGACGGAAAGCAUGCAUAUAAGUGCACGUCUUGCAUUCAGGUGCAGAGUCAAGCUAUUGAUGCGAUCUGUUCGCAGCUUACGGACCUUAAGUGUCUGAAAGACAUGCUCGUGCAAAUGGUACAGUGCGCUCUUAUUCAAGGGGCGUCUUACUUUUCAGUCCUCGUAUAAGUAGCCCUAUUGAACAAAAGCAAUUGCUGGAUGAACGGCGGACCGGAAUAAAUUGUAAGUUAAAGACUGUCUAACUGUAAAAGCACUUGCUAUUCACAUGUGAGCUGUACGAGGCCAUUUAUUUCAAUUGCAUUGGACGGUGUAAUGGCUAAACGUUUUUUCUGAUAAACUAUUUUUUCUCCUCCAGAUAAACCAUACGACACCAAACUAGAAGUUUCAGUUCCAGACAACGUCGGUAUAAUUAACUCGUCGAUCAUCUUAAGUUGUACUGCGCAUGCCAACCCACCUGUAACCACGUACAAUAUUUAUCACAAUGGUGUCCUCGUUUUUAAUUCAUCGACUGGUAUUCAUAACAUAACACGUGCACUAACUGAGCAUAAAGGAACAUACGUUUGUGUUACUUACAAUGAAUUUGGGCGUGGAGAAAGUUCACCUAUAAAUGUUUCAUUUGUUGGUAAGUUUAACGAAAAGGAUUGUGAGUAUAAUUAGGCCAGCAAUUUAUUGCUCUUCUAGUUACAGCAAUGGAACGAUAUAAAACUAUCACCAACUAUUUGUAAUAAUAUAUCAAAACCGAGGAAUAAAUUUUCUUCAGGAUAGGAGCAAAAGGUUAUAGAAACUUUGAGCGGUCUAUUUGGCUGUACCGAGAGGGAGGUCUCAAAAAGGCUUAUGCGGGGAAGAUCUUCCAUUCAUUGCAAGACUCUGACGAAAUAAUACCCUUACCUCCACAAACACGGAAAGAAAUGCGUCCUCAACCUGAUCCUUAAAAGUUUAGGCAGAAAAGAGUAGGUGAUGGUGCAAUACUUGAAUACAAGCGUAAUCUACGCCUUUCAUUUUUUACGCAGAUUUCUGCCAAUAUUUUACGAUCUAUUCUAUGAGUUUUCAUAAACAUUCUAACAAAUCGAUUAAAAAAAAAGGGAAAAGGAGCCUUCCGGUAUGAAACUUCAUAUCAUCCAUGCAUAGUCGGCAACGUAUUAAGCUGAUUUAGCAAAAGAAUGGUUAUGUCAUUUAACGACGGCGUACGUAAAUCAAACAACUAGCUUGACCAAUGGCAGAGCGGCAAAUUGGGCACCGGAAGUCUAGUUUCGUCCUUACCGCGCCUUCUCGUUGUCAAGUGACGUUUCUGUUCUGUUGCUAAAUCAGCCUAAUAUCAUCUGGCUUAUAAACCAUUUACUCGACCAAAAAUGAUAAGUUGCCGAAAAUAAAGUACAUACCGUAAAUCCCCUAUUAAGCCCUUGUCGGGGGCUUAUUUAUUUCAAGCUUAUUUGAGGGGGGGGGAUCUUAAUAGAGACAGGGGGGAUUUAAUUUAUAAAAGAGGAUGGCAUCAGUUCUCCAUAAAGAACUAGAAUACAAAGUGGAAAAACUCAAGCUCAAGAAGGUCAUGCAGAAGGUCAUGCAGCUGAGGAUCAUAAUCAAAUCCGAACUUCCAGUUAGUAAAUAAACCAUCCCGGAUCAGUCCACAGGAAUUUUUACAGUCGUGAUUUAUUAAUACAGUCUAUCAUUUAUUAGUGAAUUAUAAUUAGGGGAGGGGAGGGGGAGCUUACUAACUUUCUUCCCCUGAAAAGGGGGCCUUAUUAGAGAGAGGGGGCGUAUUUGAGAGAGAGGGCUUAAUAGAGGAUUUACGGUAGGUCUACUGUAGUCCUCCCUUUUUAUUGUCCCUCCUCCGCUCUCUGUUUGUUAGAGCUUUCCCGCCUUCUUUUCGCCCUUCCCUUCCUUGAGCGCCCUAGAUCAUAUUUAAAUGUUGUUUUUACGCUUUACAAAUAAUAAAUUAUUAUUAUAUGAAAUAAUUAUUCCAACACAAGAGAGCCUGUUCACAAGCCAAUUCUGACUGAAAAGUUAUUUUUGUUUACAGGCCCCUGUGGUGUUAAGCGGGUUCACGUAUCAAUGUCGCCGCAGAUCGUGGGAGGAGUGAACGCUAAGCCAGGAGAGUGGCCAUGGCAGGUUCAGUUAGCAUACUCUGACGAUAAAGAUAGUUAUCCCCACCUCUGUGGAGGCUCCAUCAUUGACCAUUAUUGGGUUGUUACUGCAGCUCAUUGUAUGGUGAAUCUAUUGACUUUGAGAAAUGCUUCUAACUUUAAUCUAACUGUAGGUAGGUAAAAGAAUCAUUUCUUCCACUUAUGAUCAAGGUAAAAAAGCGAAAGGAAAUGAAGUUGUAUUGACACUUGUGAGGCGUUUUAAUUCUUGUUUUAGAAUUACUUUUAAAAAAAUAUCUAUUUCUUCAUUUGCCUUAAAGGUUGAGUUCUCAGUGAAAAGCUCUUUCAGUGGGGAAGUGAAUGGACACCAAAAAUCUCCAAUUAAACAAUCAAGCAGUUUUUAGAUUGUCUUGAUUUUUGGUGACCAGUCGCUGUCCCAGUGAAAUAGGUUUUUGCUCCCCACUUCUUAUAUACCCUAGAUACCUUUCAAAGUACACUAAGAUAGCAGAUCCACUACUGUUUGACAUUUAGGUGAUUUGAAAAAAAUGUGGUAAAAUAAACCUGGACAUCGCCGCUAUAAGUGCUUUUGCAGUACUUUUCUUGUUUACAUCUAACAGAUGAGAGCUCGCAAAUACACUUUUAUUUUAAGUAUUUGAAUUUUCUAUUGAUCUCUUUUCGAUUGAAUUUUAGGAGAACUUCAUAGAGGUAUUGCAGAAGGAAUGGAGCAGAAAAUCCCGGUAGAAAAGAUCAUUGUUCACAAAAAUUUCAACCCCAGCACUCUACAAAAUGAUAUCGCGUUGAUGAAACUCAAGCGCCCAAUAAUCUUUAAUGCGAAUGUCUCGCCCAUCUGUCUUCCUGAUUUUGACUUUGCUGCCGGCACCACGUGUUACGUCACCGGAUGGGGGCUGUUAGGGCUUUUUGCGUCGCCACCAGAAAUUCUUCAGGAGACCACCAUGCCUCUCUUAGAUCACGACGUUUGCGCACAAUAUUUCAAUCGGAGUGAUACAGCCGUUACAUCAGAUAUGCGCUGUGCUGGGAAAAUAGGUGAGAGUCAAGGUACAUGUAAAGGUGAUAGCGGAGGACCACUGACCUGCGAGCGAGACGGCCGUUGGUAUUUGGUCGGCAUAACGAGUUGGAGUAAUAAUGGCUGUGUAGAUCAAGGAGAUCCGGGAGUGUUUUCUGAUGCUUUGUAUUUUAGAAACUGGAUCGACGAGGCAAUGAAGAACAAUACUAGAACUGCUGUCUAACAUUAUAAAUUUUUAGUCUGGUAAAUAUACCAGCCGAUAUUUAAUUAAAGAGAAAUUUUAGAAGAAAUGUGAAAACACUAAUAAAGGUCUCCAAGUACCUUAAAACCGGUUUGUUGGGGAAAAGCACACGCCAAUUAUCGAAAGGAAAUCUAUUGGUAAUUAUUACCAGGUCAUGAAUCUUCUUGCAAGAAGCUUCAUCCCAGUUAAGGAAAUUAAUGAUAUAAAAAUACAGUGGGGCUGCAGUGAGAAUUAAUUACGGUAACGACUCUUAAACGUUCUCUGGCCAAAGAAUGAAAACACGACCUUUCCACUGUCGAAAUCCUACAAUCGUGUAAAAUUAUCGAUACUAAUUAUAGUAAUGUUGUAUGUAGUUUUAGCCACAGAACUUUGUUGUUUUCAGAACUUUUUUUAACUCAACCUCGGUCAGAAACACAUUUAGAUAUGGCAUGCCAUCAAGUACUUUAUGAUAAAUUUAUAUAAUCGUCACUGGCAAAUGAAAUACGAUGCCUCAAUUAUGCUCAUCAUAGUACUCCUCACAAACUGCUCCGCAGACAAAAAAAUGCCAAACAAAAGGCGAAGGUUUGUUGAUGGACCGUGAUAUUUGGCUUAUUUUCUUCAACCUUUAUCUCGAAUUAUCA
Porites lobata is the source of this 16316-nucleotide messenger RNA. The record is from the annotation of a GenBank genome assembly. NCBI's taxonomy places the organism in Eukaryota, Metazoa, Cnidaria, Anthozoa, Scleractinia, Poritidae.